Moneuplotes crassus is the source of this 2064-nucleotide messenger RNA. Lineage: Eukaryota; Ciliophora; Spirotrichea; Euplotida; Euplotidae. The record is from the annotation of a GenBank genome assembly.
UUUUUAAAAAUGGACCUCUCAGAUAACCCUGGCAAAGUACAUACAGAAAUUAAUCGAGAUCCUAGGCUCUCCAGUAAAUGAGCGGUCACAGGAGGAUGUAUCAACACUGAAACCCCUCCUGAAGAACCUUCCAUUUAUUAAGAACAACGAACUGCUUCAGAAAAGUGGGAAGGCAGACCACAUGGUCGAAGACCUCUGACAGGUGCUUACUUUGUACAAGAUGAACAAAGGACAAACCGUCUUCAGGCUUGGUGAUUACGGGAAUAUUUUCUACAUAAUUAUACAUGGUACAGUCAGCGUACAUGUCAAAGUUGAUCGAGACAUCAUUGAAGGUCAGAAUGAUCCAAAAUUAGAGGAAAACCAUCAUAAAAAGAUCAUGGUUGAGGUUACCAGGCUCAAUGCACCAAAUUCCUUCGGAGAAAUAGCUCUCAUGGAGUACAAACCUCGUGCUGCUACUAUUAAAUGAGUCGAGGACUGAGUAUUCGCGCUUAUUGACAAGAGCAACUACCAGAAAAUUUUCGGAAGAUUGCAAAGAAGAAUAUAUGAAAAGAUAGUUAAGCUGUUCAGGUCAGUUCCCUAUUUCACUAAUUGGUCUGAAAAUGAGAUUAAAUAAGCUCCAUCGUUACUUCACCGAAGUUGAUUGAAGAAGAAAUACCUCGAUUUAUAAGCAAGGUGAUAUUGCAGACUAUGUAUAUCUUGUCAAGGAGGGAGAUUUUGACUUCCGCCGGAAGAUUAUUCAUAAAUUAAAACCUAAACAUAGCUUCCUCAAUAUUUACUCAGAAGAGCCUGAUACCAAUAUGUUCCGCAGUAAUUCACCACUUUCAUAUCCUUCUGGGAUGAACAGAUUGGAUCCCCAGAAUUUCAAAUGAGCUCAGGUAGGAAAAGGGAGUAUGUUCGGAGAACACGAGGCUGUCAAAAGAUGCAUUCGAAGAACAACAGUUAUAUGAAAUUCUACCACAGGGAAGCUACUCCGAAUUUCUGCAAAAGAUUUUGUGACAGUGAUUAAACAAAUUUCCCCAAAAACAUUGGGUCUUAUAGAAAAAUCCUCUGAGGGCAUCACUGAUCUAGUUAACCAUUUUCUGCAGAACAAGCGAGAAGUGGAGAUCCAGUCAAGAAUGGAGUAUCUUGGCUAUGACGACAAGAUCAAGGGCUUUACUAAGAAGAUUAGUAACUUUCCAGAGAAACAGAAGAGCAAAGACAAUUUAGAGGAAGAAAAGAAAGUUAAGACUAUUUCUUACGCCCAGCUGAUUAAUGAUAAUCCUUCUGACACUAAGAAAUUCAACAAUAACUCAAGGCUAGCAUCCAGGAGGAAGUCAUCAAGAGUUGUCAAGCAAACUCUCAAUUUGGAUCAUAAUCAGCUUCUCAGGGGAUUUUCUAGAUUUUCCAACCGAGAAGCCUCGAUUUUUGAUAACACAAAUGAUAGCCAGACACAGUCCAAGAAGUCCCUGUUAAACCACAUGGCGGAAGUUGACAGAUCUGAGUUUGACACUAAACGGAGCAAAUCCCCCAUUAUGAUUCAGGAGGACUUCUCGCAAGACAUUGGCAUGGCGCUGAGAAAUAAUCGGAGAUUAAGCAAGAUGCCAACCAUGAAGAUGCACGACUUGAAGACUUUGAGGCCUAAAAAUAAAUAAAGUCAAUAGGAAUAAGAUUGUCAUCAAUGCAGGAGUUGGAGAUUUGAGGUUAAAUAGAGCCAAGUCAAGGAAUAAAAGCAAAAUGGAAAUGCAUAGUACUGCCAGAAAGCCGAGGAUAAUCUCACCCUUGAGUAACAGAGUCAAGCAGAUCUCUAGAGUUAGAAACCUCAUUAGCCCACUCUCAAGAACAAAAUUCACCCGUAAGCUGAACCUAAAGAGUAAAAAGAUUGGUAAAAUCUUACAAAUCCGGUCCAAAAUGCUCUCUCGAAACACCAAGGCCAAAGCCCGUUUCAACAGCAUCAAGCGCCAACGUAAGAGCCCGUUCAGCCCCUCUAUGAACUUCACAAGCGCUGCGAAGGAUAUGGUCUUUUCGCCUGUAUCAGGUGAAAAGACCAUUAUUGACAUAAAUAAUAUUAACAACAUUUUUCUUUAA